This is a messenger RNA of Suillus clintonianus, 855 nucleotides long. RefSeq lists its product as uncharacterized. Bases 1 to 855 code for a protein of 284 amino acids. The record is from RefSeq and is a predicted model, not a curated record. The transcript is spliced from 15 exons. NCBI's taxonomy places the organism in Eukaryota, Fungi, Basidiomycota, Agaricomycetes, Boletales, Suillaceae.
AUGGAUUAUUCGGCUGCCGAUAUUGAAGCGGCCCAGAGCCUGCAGCUCUUAGCAUACCUAUACGCGGCGAUGGGCGUGUUCUGGACCUAUGACUAUGCUUGUUCAUUUGAACAAGAGUGGAUAUUUCUGGUUCAGUCGCGCUGGUCCAAGGUGAAAGGCCUUUAUAUCGUUACACGACAUGUCCCCUUCUUUCUCGUCAUCAUGAACCUAGUAUAUCUGGGAUUCACCUCGAACGAGAGCCCUGAUAAAUGUCGGAUAAUGAGCGAUACUUACUCAUGUUUCGGAGUGAUUUCACUCACAUGCUCUGAAUGCUUUUUUGUGCUCAGAACGUAUGCACUCUGGAACAGAAAUAAAAUUGUACUCGUAGCGAUGAUCACCUCCCUUUUUGCUACCACUGUUUCAUUCAUUAGCAUUUUCCUCACCAGUAUUACCACCUCAUAUGCGCGAUCCCAGGCAUCACAGGGUGCUACCGGAGCUCAACCACUGUCGAAGGUACUUUUGCCGUUUCUUCUGGUGUUUGUGUUUCAAGUGGAACUGAUCUCCCUAACACUGAUAUGUGUUGUACGAACCUGGCGAUCAACCAAAAGUCCAUUGUAUGCUAUCCUGGUGAAGCAUGAUAUAUUAUACUAUGCCAUCGGUCUGCUUUUCUCGACCGUGAACAUCCUCAUGCCAGUGCUAGCUCCAGAUAACGCAUUCUACACCGUCCUCGAAGAUUUACAGGGCUUUUUAAUUGCAAUCCUCGCCACACGCAUGCACCUCUAUCUCUGGCGUAUCGACCAGCAGGCGGUUGGCACUGGCCUUGUGUGUGAUUCUUGGCCCGACACGCCAGAUCUAGAUUCCAUACCGUACGUGUGA